Oncorhynchus tshawytscha (Chinook salmon) is the source of this 2377-nucleotide messenger RNA. Its product is annotated as potassium voltage-gated channel subfamily V member 2-like. Gene Ontology annotation, cellular component: membrane; voltage-gated potassium channel complex. Gene Ontology annotation, molecular function: delayed rectifier potassium channel activity. The transcript is spliced from 2 exons. The record is from RefSeq and is a predicted model, not a curated record. Gene Ontology annotation, biological process: protein homooligomerization; potassium ion transmembrane transport. Lineage: Eukaryota; Metazoa; Chordata; Actinopteri; Salmoniformes; Salmonidae. The coding region runs from base 483 to 2039 and encodes 518 amino acids.
GGGCAGCAAUGAGAUUAGAUCAGAGCCUCAUGGAUCUUCUGCUCAAAUGACUUUUACUCUUCUUCCCCACAUAACGGUCCUCAUCAGGAGAAGAAAAGGAGGCUUUGUUCUUCCCCUUGUUGCCCUUUGGACUUACAGGACCACAACUGAGAAGUACUGCACGAAGUAAUGCCACUGAAUGGGAUAACUGGGCCUAGAUGAUUUUUAUAAGACGCUUCAGGUGGCUCGGCAAGGUGCACUGAGUCGAUGGAGCUUUUUUUCCGGCAGUGUUUCCUCCCCUGUUCUUCUGUUAACGUCUGAUGAAGACUGCACCCUGGUUGAUACGACUCGCACUUCUGAGUGUUGAAACUACGUAAAUUCCCUUUGUGUUUUCUAAUAUUCUUGUGCGCUAUUGUUAUCCCAUUUCGGACUGGUUGGUUGCUAUGCACAAUUAACAGCCAGCACUCACAGAAAACCUAACAAAAGUGUCUUGAAAGUGCAUCAUGGAUGCUAAUAGUGCUCAGCUAAAGACUAAGCUGAAAGAGCGACGCUCUACCAUCAAUGUGCUGGGAGCCAGUUUCUCACAGUCCAUUGAGGAAGAAAAGGCCUUCUAUUUCUCCCAGGGCAGUUCUGUUAAGCCAUGGAACUCUUUGGAACACCUGGACAGCCCUGCUCCUGAGGGCCAGAUCCCAAGACACCAAAAAGAGACGUUGAGACCACAACAGAACAUUAACAUCAACGUAGGGGGAAAAGUCUUUCACAUUCCCAAGAAGAUGGCCGUCAGAUUCCCUCGCACACGGAUAGGCUCCUUGGCCCUGUGCACAGACCGCGUCAAACAGCUCACUCUGUGCGAUGACUACUCGGUGCUCAGCAACGAGUUCUUCUUCGAUCGCGACCCAACUUUCUUUUACUACAUCUUUCAUUUCUACAGCAGUGGCGUUCUGUGGGUGAUGCAGGAACUGUGCCCUAUCAACUUCGAGGAGGAGAUGCAGUACUGGGGCCUGAGCUGGAAUGACACCCAGCGCUGUUGCCGUAUCCUGUUUGAGGAGAAGGUGGAUGAACUCCGGGACAAUCUGAAGGUGGAAAAGGAACUCUUAGCAGAGAUCGAGAUAAAGCAUGAUGAGGAAGGCUACAAGACCAUGUUCCUGGGUGGAAUUCGCAAAGACCUCUGGGACCUGAUGGAAAAUCCUUACUCCUCGCUGUCGGCCAAAUCCUUUGCAGUUUUCUCUAGCCUCCUGGUGCUCAUCUCCAUCGUGGCUAUGACCCUCAACACUGUGAAGGAACUGAGGACCCACACCCUCUCUGGCAAGACCUACCUGGAAUGGGUAGAGAUUUUCUCUAUUCUCUUCUUCACAAUCGAGUACUUCAUGCGCCUUGUUACAACUUGUGACAUAAAGCACUUUGUCAAAAGCUCCCUGAACUUGGUGGACCUGGUGGCCGUCAUGCCCUACUUUAUCCAGCUGAUAUUUGAAGCGUUUGCCAACGUGGAGGACCUCAGUGCCCAGGAAGAUCUCAAAACCCUGGCUCGUGUCAGCAAGGUCAGCAAAGUGCUCAAAGUUGUCAAGCUGAUGCGCAUCUUUCGCAUCCUGAAGCUGGCACGUCACUCCACCGGCAUGAGGGCGUUUGGGUUCACCCUGCGCCAGUGCUACCAGCAGGUGUGUUGCCUUUUCCUUUUCAUCGCCAUGGGCAUUUUCAUGUUCUCUGCCCUCCUGCAUUCGGUAGAACGGGAUGUCGAAGGCUCUCCAUUCAGGAGUAUUCCUGAUACCUGGUGGUGGGCGACUGUGAGCAUCUCCCAAGUGGGUUAUGGGGACGUGGUGCCCGUAUCCCUUCCUGGCCGCGUGGUGGCAUUCUCCUGCAUCUUCUUCGGCAUCAUUCUCAAUGGCAUGCCCAUCUCUCUCCUCUUCAACAAGUUCUCAGACUACUAUGCCAAGCUCAAGUACCAAGAGUCCACCUCAACCGGUGUGAAACGCCGCUUGAUGCUCAAGGCCCGUCUCCGUCGCAAACUGGACGUGUGCUUCAAUCCCUCUAUGGGCGACCUGGAGGAAGGCAGGAGCCACUGAGCUCUAGACAGGAUGUACUUUUUUGACAUUGCAGGGGGUAUUUCAAGACUUCUCUACCAAAUCACCAGUGGGGAGGUGGGGUAUGGUCUGGACUAAUAGGAGUGAGAUGGAGCUAAUGAUAAGGACAGGGGACACACAAAGCAGACUCAGAGAGAGGAUGUACAAGGGAGGAUGUGGGUGUCACCUUAUGCAGUUCCUGUAAAGUCAAUGGUAUGUGGUGUAUUGUGCAUAGUGUGUUUAAGCGUGCAGACCAGAGUGUUGUAAGUUACAGUAUAUUUUAAAUGCAGUAUACCAUGUUGCAAUCUUUGCACAAAUUAAAGCUGAUUCUUGUCAUAGUC